Anoplophora glabripennis (Asian longhorned beetle) is the source of this 2314-nucleotide messenger RNA. Its product is annotated as zinc finger protein 708-like. Gene Ontology annotation, molecular function: zinc ion binding; RNA polymerase II transcription regulatory region sequence-specific DNA binding; DNA-binding transcription factor activity, RNA polymerase II-specific. The record is from RefSeq and is a predicted model, not a curated record. Gene Ontology annotation, cellular component: nucleus. Bases 62 to 2314 code for a protein of 750 amino acids. The transcript has 5 exons. Lineage: Eukaryota; Metazoa; Arthropoda; Insecta; Coleoptera; Cerambycidae. Gene Ontology annotation, biological process: regulation of transcription by RNA polymerase II.
GGUUAUAAAUUAUAUUUGGAAUAUGGUUUUUAAAAUAAUCGAAUAGAUAAAUCAUAUAUUAAUGGACGAUUCUAAAGGAAUCUUUUGCAGCCUUUGCAUUAAUACUGUGAGCAAUCAAAAUUAUACACCGGUAGACGAAUCCACAAGAGAAAUUUUAAAGACCAUAUCACAAAAUCUGGUCUUGGACAAUAACUACAAACAUGACAUGUGUUCUACCUGUUCUGUUAAACUGUACUCUGCAUUUAACUUUAAAUCCACUUGUCUCUACGUUGAGGACAAUAUUGUUUCUUAUGUUAACCCCGAAGUGUCCUUCGUCGACUUAAGAGAAGUUUAUUUAAAAGAGCAUGAGAACGAUUCGUUGGUAAAAAUGGAAGAUGAUCAGAAAAUAUGUCGAUUAUGUUUACAAUUAUGUAAUGAAGGAUGUGUGCAAUUUUAUGAUGUGACCCUUGAUAUGAUUCACAGAUGCCUCCCAGAUGUGAAUUUUGAUGUCACCGAAGAUCCUGUCGUUUGUAGGCAAUGUUUUGAUUCGCUAAGCAUUCACGAUACUUUUAUAAGGGCCUGUUUGGAUGUUCGGUUAAAAAUUUAUAAUAUAGAUGACGGCAGUAUCUCAGAUUUCAAGCAUAAUGACAUAUUUAUUAAAAGCGAAAACGAUCGAGUAAAAUUUGAAGAUGAACAGAUUAAGGAGGGGUUAGUUAAAGUUGAAAAAGAGCUCAAAACAGAUGAGAUGCAUAUUGAAAGUGAUGAAAUUGACAUAAAAUCUGAAGAAGAGGAAUGGGAAAGUGCUAUGCAAAAAUGUGAGGCAGAAGAUGGUCAAAUAAUCAUGGACGAAGCUCGAUUAGAUAUUCCAUUAUAUAAGAAUGAAUACAAAAAUGAGUUUAACAGUUGUCUCAAACAGGAAGCUGCUCGGGAACUUAUACAUCAUAAGAAAAGUUCCGCCCAGUGCCAGUUACUAAGCAAAUACCUUUCAGAAACUAAAACGUACAAAUGUGAUACAUGUAGUUAUGAAACUAAAUAUAAAGGUCACCUAAAAGUACAUCAGUUAUCACACAAGGACCAGUGGGAAAUCCAAAUGUACAAAUGUGAUGUUUGUACUUACGAAACUAGGUAUAAGAGUGGUCUAAAAGUGCAUCAGUUACUGCACAAAGAUCCUUCGGAAAUCCAAAUGUUCAAAUGUGAUAUAUGUGGUUUUGAAAGUAAAUAUAAGAGGGGCUUAAAAUUGCAUCAUUUAUUACACAAGGACCCUUCGCAGAUCCAAGUCUACAAAUGUGAUGUUUGCACUUAUGAAACUAGAUACAAGAAUGGUCUAAAAGUGCAUCAGUUAUUGCACAAAGACCCUUCGGAAAUUCAAAUGUACAAAUGUGAUGCAUGUAGUUUUGAAACUAAAUAUAAAAGGGGUUUAAAACUGCAUCAGUUAUCACACAAAGCAAAUAAGUAUAAGCAUCGCCUAAAAUAUUGUCAGUUACCACACAGAAACUCUUCAGACAUCCAAACUUACAAGUGCAAUACAUGUGGUUUUGAAACAAAAUAUAGACGUGCUCUAAAAGUACAUCAGUUAAGGCAUAAAUACCCUUCAGAAAUCGAAAUGUACAAGUGUGAUGAAUGUGGUUAUACUGCUAAGUAUAAGGAGGAUAUGGAAAACCAUCAAUUGACACACGACAAUUCUUCCACAGAAUAUGGAUGUUCUUCAGAUGUCCGAAUAUUCAGAUGUAACGAAUGUGUUUUUGAGACCCCAUAUAAAAAUAGUUUAAAAUUUCACAUGGUAAAACACCGAGACUCCUCCAGAGUUCAAAUGUACAAGUGUGAUAAAUGUGUUUUCGAAACAAAACAUAAACGAAGUCUGACUAGGCAUAAAUUAUCACACGAAAAGUCUUUGUUAACUGAUUCCUCUUCGAAUGACUUAUGUAACGAAGCUAUCGAACAAAAAAUGAGUUGUACUUAUGAUGAUGUGGGAGUUGAAAUAAGCAAAUGUGCAGCUCCGUUAGAUGUACCGAAGAUCCACAUGUACAAAUGUGAUCUAUGUAAUUUUGAAACCAAGUUUAGAAGCAAUCUAAAACCGCAUCAGUUAAAACACAAAGAUUCUUCAGAAGUACAAAUGUACAAAUGUGAUGAUUGUGCUUAUGAAACUAAAUAUACGAAUCGUUUAAGAAAUCAUCAGUUAAAGCACAAAGGUCCCUUGGAAGUGCAAAUGUACAAGUGUGAUAUAUGUAGCUAUGAAACUAAAUAUAAGCAGAAUAUCAAAAAGCAUCAAUUAGUACACGAAACUAAAUAUCAAACUGUGUCUAAAACUGCAUCAGUUACUCCACAAAGGCCCUGA